AUUUUCCAAAGGUAUUCCUCAACCUCGCCAUAAUUUCUGAGCAAAAAUAAAUAAUUCAUGGAAAUGAUUGUUAAUUUUUAAAUUCAUACGAAGCAUAUGCUUAAAGUUAAGAGAUUAAUCUAAAAAUAAAUUUUUCUAAAGCCCCUGAAGAAGUAGACUAGAUGGGAAGAAGAGCGGGAUUUGGUGUUUUAUCACAAAUACCUAAUCACAAUGUGCUCUAAAGAAAGAGAGAGAGAUAGAUAGAUAGAUAGAGAGAAAGAGAGAGAAAGAAAUUUCAGAGCAAUUGCGUAUGCGAAAAUGGAGAAAAACAGCUGAUCGAUUGAACGCCGCCGCGCACGCUGCCUCGAGAAUUUGCUGCGGGCAUCGUUUUUUCUGGGCAUCCUCAAUACUCAGUGAAUAUAGUCCAAGAGCUUUAGUUUUAUGAAAAGGAAUUGAUUGAUUUUUUUGUAGUUCAUAAGAAUAUAAAAUAAAGAAGUAUGGAGACCGAACUUUUACAAAGUUUGGAGGAUGUUGGCUUUGCCGGCCCUGUUCUCGAACCUGCAAGAUUUCAUCAAGCUCUCCAAAGGGGUCCGAAUUCGCCAGACUUUACGAAUCUCGUAUCAUGGUUGACUGAUCAAAUUGGUUUCUUUGGAAAAAUCGACGAGUCUGUGCACCCCACGUCAACUCCAGAAGAUGCCAGUACUUUUAUGUUAGAGCUAAGUAUAUUUCUAAAGGAGCUAGGAUGUGUAAACACAAAGUUAACUACUGGCAAUGUGAAUCAUAGAUUAGCCAGUAUGGAAGACAAAAGUAUUCUUUUAGAUUAUUUAAUAAGUGAACUCAUGGCAAAUAAAAUGUUAGAAACCAAAAAGCCAGAGGAUAAUAAAGCUUUAGAGAUUACCAUAAGUGAAAGUAUAACAGCUAGAAAUUUAAGAGAAAUGUUGACAGCUUUACGGUUUCAAAAGCCACCAGACAACAUUGCUCCUGAUUUACUUUUUAAGAAACUUGAAGCAAAAAUUGUUGAAAUCUUGAAGCAAGUUCCUAAAGAACUUAUAGGAAAACCCAUGUUUUUUGGUGAGUUAAGCAAUGAACAAUGGCAGAAGUUAGACAAAGUUCAAGGUGAUCUUAAUGAAGAAUACACAAUAAGAAGAGAGAUGUUGUUGAAGCGAUUGGAUGUAACAGUUCAAUCUUUUUCGUGGUCGGAAAGGAUCAGGCCAAAAGAAGAUGAAUUAAAUAGGUGUUAUCAUGUUAAAAGGGAUGCUAUGCAACGUCAACCAGAUGUAACACUUGCUCAUUUGUUGUCAGCCAGAGAUGAUCUAGCAGUUAUUGAAAAAACAAGCAAUGCAUCAGUACGAAAGAAUACUCGAAGUUCUAUAAAUAAAGUGAUUAUUGGAGCUGUACCAGACAGAGGAGGACGACCAUGUGAACAAGAACCUCCUCCACCUGAAAUGCCAUCGUGGCAGAAAGAUAGAGUGCAGGGACCACAAAGAGGCGGGUUCGCUGGAGGUGGCCGUGGCGGUGGUGGCGGUGGUGGAAGAGGCGGUGGUCGUGGAGGAAAUCAAGGAGGAGGCGGCGGUGGAUAUCGUGAUAACAAAUCUACUGCAAAUAAUUUUGGCCAAAAUUUUGACUCGCAAAAACAAUUUUCGAAUUAUGGUAACCAAGGCGGUGGUUAUGACAACAAAAAUCCAUCGUACACUAAUCAAAGCUCUGGCUAUAGCAACAACCAAGGCUCUAGUUACGGAAAUAAAAGCUAUAAUAAUCAAUCUAGUUACGGAAAUAAUCAAAGCUCAUCGGGGUACAGUGGACAGAGUUCCGGCUACAGCGGAUCAUCUAGCUACAGUAAUCAAGGUUCAUACAAUAAUCAGACUUCUUAUGGAAGUCAGAGCUCUGGAUAUGGAGGUCAGAGUGGGUACAGUAGCCAAGGCUCUAAUUAUGGAAAUCAAGGAUCCAAUUACGGCAAUCAAGGAGGUUACGAUAGGAAAAGCGGAGGAGGAGAUUACCAGAAAAGAGGUCAAGGUCGGGGCGGUCGAGUCCAAGGAGGCUGGAAUCAAGGAAGCGGUAGUGGGGGUGGUUACAACAAUCGCAACCAAGGUCAAGGAGGACGAAGAUAUUAGAAAUCUUCAUUUAAUGUCCAUUCUAAUCUUUCUUCGAAAUAAUUAUUACAUUUUUCAAAUUUCAUUGUUUUUUACUGAGUAAAAAAUUAAUUUAUAAUUUACAAAGCAUUUCCAUCUAAUCAUUUAUUUAAUAUGAAAACGUAUGGAAAAAAAUAUAGAUCAUUGAAAAAUUUCGUAUGUAGAGUGUAUGUUUGUAACACCAUCAUGUAUGCAAGACUCACACAGCUUUGAAUGAAAUAUUUA
Molecule: messenger RNA, 2333 nt
Organism: Phymastichus coffea
Lineage: Eukaryota; Metazoa; Arthropoda; Insecta; Hymenoptera; Eulophidae
Product: protein FAM98A-like
Exons: 6
Coding region: 477-2090 (537 amino acids)
Cellular component (GO): tRNA-splicing ligase complex
Source: RefSeq, a predicted model, not a curated record